CUGACCAGCGACACUCAAGUGGAAAGAGACAAGCUUAAGAAAGCAAAAGGGUCUAGCUCUUUAACAACUGCAUCUGUGCAAACUUUUCCAAACCACAAGACUCAGUUAGGCGCUCUAAAAUGUGGCUCCAAGUGUUCCUCUUCUGUUUGUCCUGCUUACUCCUGUCAAUCCAAACCCAGGCCCAAGGCCGAGCCUCCCUUCACCGUUCCAAUGACCCUUCUGGACGUUGUCAUUACACUUUUACUGUGGCCAAUCCACAGGAGUCCAGCUGCCCUGGAAGCAAACCCGAGAUGGAUCAAGCCUUGUCGCGGCUCACCCUGCUCGAAGCAUCGGUCAGCCGUCUCCUAACAGGAGUAGAUGGAGGCACCAUGACUGGGGUUGGAGGUAGUAGUGAAAAAGGUCUCCAGGAAGCUUUCUCCCAGGUUACAGCGCAAAAAAACCAGCUGCAGCAGGAUAAGGAGCGUCUGAACAUGCAGGUCCAGGAGCUGCAGAGGAGGCUGGCUGAGCUGAGCCAGGAGGCAGAGAGCCUCAGGCAGAAACCCUGCCAGCAGACGUUCACCUCAGGGGGGACUCAGCAUGAGAACAGGCCAGCCAGUGACCCCACAUAUGACUUUGGGAAUAGUGGAUAUCAGGAGAUGAAAGCUGAGGUGACAGAGAUCUCUGCAUCCCACCUAUUUCUUGAAGGAAGUCACAACUUCACAGGCUGUGGAGAAUUAGUGUCAGUAGGAGAUCCUGUGUUGCACAGGAAAGCUGAGAGUAUCACAGGGAAAUAUGGUGUGUGGAUGCAGGAUCCAGAGCCUCAGGGCCCUCAGUACACCAACAAGACUGUGUGGCGUAUUGAUGCAGUGGGUAAAGAUGUGCGUCAGCUCUUUGCAUAUGAGGACAUGGAUCAGUUCUCCAGAGGUUUCCCUAUGAAGGUCCUGGUUCUGCCAGAGCCUGUGGAGAGCACAGGGGCAACCCUAUACCAAGGCUCCUUUUACUAUCAGCGCAAACGCAGCCGUACCCUGGUUCGUUAUGACCUGGCUUCUGAGACUCUGGCAUCCCGCAUGGACCUGCCUAAUGCUGGUUUCCAUGGCCAGCACCCUUACUCCUGGGGAGGCUACACUGACAUUGACCUUGCAGUGGAUGAACAGGGUCUGUGGGCCAUCUACAGCACAAGCAAAGCAAGGGGUGCAUUUGUGAUUUCACAGCUGGACCCCAAGAGCUUGGAGGUGAAGAAGAGCUGGGAGACCAAUAUCAAGAAGAACACAGUGGCCAACGCCUUCAUGGUGUGUGGGCAUUUGUAUACAGUGGCCAGCUACACUGCUCCCAACACCACUAUCAACUUUGUGUUUGAUACAGCAACUGGUGUGGGACAAGCUGUCGCGGUGCCCUUCAAGAACAAGUACCAUUACAACAGCAUGGUGGACUAUAACCACGCGCAGAGGAAGCUGUACGCUUGGGACAACUUCCACAUGGUCACCUAUGACAUCAGACUGGGCAGGGCCACUCAUGGCAGGAGUUAAAGAGGAGACAAAGAAGGACUGUGGUUAACAGGACUGUGUGGAUGCUACAAGUCACAGAAGAUGAAAUAAAUAAUCAUUUCAAGUGAUCAAUGUACCAAGAUUAUUUCAUUUCAAUGUGUUUUUAAUUUUAAAAUAUUUUUGUGGCAUUAUUAUUGUAAAUAAGCUGUGUCAAGACAACAAAGAACUAUUCAUAAAGCUGUCUAAUGUGGUCAUGUGAUUAUUGUCACUGAUGAGUCAUGAAAUAAAAUUGUAAUCUGAAAAUGUUAUUUUUAUUUAAAAUAUAAACUUAUAGAAAAAAGUUUGUGUCCACUGGUUUGCAUUUUGAAAAUGUCAUCACAGCCAAGCAGUCACUUGUUGGACUGCUGAAGCCAAAAACUGCAGUUCUUUCAACUGCCAACUAAGGCUGCCUCAAAACGCAAGUUAAUCAUCAUAGACUACCAAGUUACUAUGCCAAAAUUUAGAGCAGAACUACAUAUGUU
Archocentrus centrarchus (flier cichlid) is the source of this 1984-nucleotide messenger RNA. Its product is annotated as myocilin-like. The transcript is spliced from 3 exons. Gene Ontology annotation, cellular component: Golgi apparatus. The record is from RefSeq and is a predicted model, not a curated record. Gene Ontology annotation, biological process: osteoblast differentiation; signal transduction. Lineage: Eukaryota; Metazoa; Chordata; Actinopteri; Cichliformes; Cichlidae. The coding region runs from base 120 to 1505 and encodes 461 amino acids.